This is a messenger RNA of Colletotrichum godetiae, 1056 nucleotides long. RefSeq lists its product as uncharacterized. The record is from RefSeq and is a predicted model, not a curated record. The transcript is spliced from 3 exons. Bases 1 to 1056 code for a protein of 351 amino acids. NCBI's taxonomy places the organism in Eukaryota, Fungi, Ascomycota, Sordariomycetes, Glomerellales, Glomerellaceae.
AUGGCCGUCACCAACGCCCAAGUGGAUCAGUCGCAGUACAGUGUCCCUUGCGUGAUGCAGUACGUCGGCUGUGUUGGCAUCCCAAACUUCAACAAUGUCUUCAGUCGUCUACUAGGCGACGGCCGUAUGGAACCUGUCAAGUGCCAAAAUUUCUGCAGCGGUAUAGGCGCAACGUACGCAAGCCUGUACGACGGUUACUACUGCAGAUGCUCGAUUGUGCCCCUGACCUCACAGCCCAGCAUCAUCCCAGUCCCUGAAUCUUAUUGCAACAGAUACGACGACAUCAUCUUCUUCCUCGUCGACAUCCUCGUCCAUCUUGACCACGUCCUCGUCAACUUCAACGACAACCUCUCAGACAACCACAGACAUAUCACUCACAACGUCUUCACCCACUUCAACAUUUUCAUCCUCCUCGAUGACCUCUCCAUCAACAUCAAUCUCAACAAGCUCAUCAACAAUAAGCUUCCCAGCCAACACCCUCGUCCCGGCCCCGCUCGCACCAGCACGUUCGAGUUCGUCUUCGACUGUCUCCUCUACUUCGACCACAUCUGCUUCAUCGUCCAGCCCGGCCAGUAUUCUCUCGAGCACAUCAAGUCUAUCGACAAGCCCGGUAGUUUCGAGUACCUCUAUGGAAACAUCAUCAAGCAGCUUCAGUUCGGUGUUAUACUCAAACACCACCACACCAGCGACAAGCUCAAGCAUACCAGCGACUUCGGGCUCUUCAGUUUCCACUACUCCAGUGGCUAUCACUUCCAGCAGCGGAUCCAUCUCUGCAACUCUACCGCUUUCCUCGACGUCUCCUGCUUUGGUUCCCCUUCAACACCUUCUGUGACGCCCUCAGACAGUUCGAUUUCGGGCAACAACACUCCAGCCGCGCCCACUUUACCUGCCUCGACAACAAGCACUAUUCCAACCACGGGUCCCCUCACAAUAGACACGAGGUCCUCGAGCCCGACUCUCGCGUCCACCAGUAGCUCUCCGGGACUGGGCCCGGCUUUCCUUCUCACAGUCACCAUACUAGGUCAACCUGCACCGACCCAAAACCUCAAUCCAUAG